Messenger RNA from Gracilinanus agilis (Agile Gracile Mouse Opossum), 1554 nucleotides. RefSeq names its product FSHD region gene 1 (gene FRG1). Gene Ontology annotation, molecular function: actin filament binding. The record is from RefSeq and is a predicted model, not a curated record. Gene Ontology annotation, cellular component: striated muscle dense body; catalytic step 2 spliceosome; nucleolus. NCBI's taxonomy places the organism in Eukaryota, Metazoa, Chordata, Mammalia, Didelphimorphia, Didelphidae. The transcript is spliced from 9 exons. Bases 80 to 856 code for a protein of 258 amino acids.
CAAGACGAGCCGAGACGAAUUUCGCGGUAGUUUUGACCCGCUUCAGCUUCCGUUCUGCGGGCUCUCGGCCUCUGCUACCAUGGCAGAGUACGCUUCAGUCAAAUCCACCAAGCUGGUGCUGAAGGGCACAAAGGCCAAAAGUAAGAAGAAGAAGAACAAAGAGAAGAAGAGGAGAAGGGAGGAGGAUGAAGAAAGCCAGCUCGACUGUGUCGGGAACUGGUGGGCUGUCCGAAAUUUUGGAGAAAUUUCUGGAACCAUAGCAAUUGAAAUGGAUAAAGGAACCUACGUCCAUGCCCUCGACAAUGGCCUCUUCACCCUUGGAGCACCCCAUAAAGAAGAUGACGAGGGCCCCAGUCCUCCCGAGCAACUCACAGCGGUCAAGCUCUCUGAUUCCAGAAUUGCACUCAAGUCUGGCUACGGAAAGUAUCUUGGAAUAAAUUCAGAUGGCCUUGUGGUGGGGCGAUCCGAUGCCAUAGGACCCCGGGAGCAGUGGGAGCCGGUCUUUCAGGAUGGGAAGAUGGCUUUGCUGGCUUCAAAUAGCUGCUUUAUUAGAUGCAAUGAAGGUGGAGAUAUAGAAGCCAAGAGCAAAACUGCAGGAGAAGAAGAAAUGAUCAAGAUUCGUUCUUGCGCGGAAAGAGAAACCAAGAAAAAAGAUGACAUUCCCGAAGAAGACAAAGGAAACGUGAAGCAGUGCGAAAUCAACUAUGUGAAGAAAUUCCAAAGCUUCCAAGACCACAAACUGAAAAUCAGCAAAGAAGACAGCAAAGCCCUUAAGAAGGCCCGCAAAGAUGGGCUUUUCCACGAGACACUGCUGGACAGGAGAGUCAAAUUGAAAGCUGACAGAUACUGCAAAUGAGGAAGAUAUGAUUAGCCGGCCCGUUCUCAUUGUUGUUGUUAUUCCAGAAUAAAAUGCUCCACAGAUGUGAUUCUUUGUUUUAAAAAAAAAAAAUUUUUGUUGUUUCCUUGAUGUUGGUGAGGGAGGCCCACAUGAGACAAGAGGUGGUCCGGUGUCCUGCCUCCUUGGGGCUCCGUGCUGGCAGGGAGUUUGGCUGGAUGAAGUGCUUCAGACCAAGAGGAGCCCUCACACAUCACCUGGAGUCUGCCUUUUGGGUGGGACCGGCAUCUCCCCGGGCCCCAAAGCUCUCCCUGGACCCAAGGUUAUAAUGCGGUAGCGUGGCCCGGAUGGCAGAGAACCUCUAGUGAAACUUGAUUGCAAAGCCUAUCAGAGAGAAACUGAACCUGGAUCACAGAAGGUCCUUGCUGAAAGCCUACAUGGCUCAAAUGAACAGGACUGCCAGGCCUUGGGUGGGUGGGCACCUUGGCCAAUGGGCAGCUGUGGCAGAGAAGAGGCAUCUAGGACCAGAGCAUGAGUAGCGGCGCCCUCUUGGCACCAGAGGGGAGCCGUGCUGUUCACAAAGCUCCCAAACCUUGGUGACUGCAGCUCCUAGGAAAGGAAGCGUCAAGAAUGGCUCCCUGUGUUACAGACGAGGGAAGAGGCCACUUGGCACCUGCAUGUGCUACCCACCCACCUAAUAAAUGUUUCCUUUGGAUUGA